This is a messenger RNA of Anopheles darlingi, 3212 nucleotides long. RefSeq names its product zinc finger protein 665-like. NCBI's taxonomy places the organism in Eukaryota, Metazoa, Arthropoda, Insecta, Diptera, Culicidae. Gene Ontology annotation, cellular component: nucleus. The coding region runs from base 320 to 3136 and encodes 938 amino acids. The transcript is spliced from 3 exons. Gene Ontology annotation, molecular function: zinc ion binding; RNA polymerase II transcription regulatory region sequence-specific DNA binding; DNA-binding transcription factor activity, RNA polymerase II-specific. Gene Ontology annotation, biological process: regulation of transcription by RNA polymerase II. The record is from RefSeq and is a predicted model, not a curated record.
UGAACUUUUUCGAGAGUUUUGUAAUAAAAUAAAGGUGAUAAGAGCAAAUCAGCAUUAUCUGCAACUUUUGCCGUUGUUCCCGCUGGAAAAGUAGGCCGGGAAAGUGUAAGAAACGUGGAAAACCGCUGCCCAAAAAAACACAGAGCCGAACUGAAAACCGCGAAUUCCAAAACCCCGGAAAACCGGAAGUCCGGGAAAUCUCGGAAGGAAAUCGAAUUCAGAAACCGAACAGGAAAAGCCGUGCUCACUGAAAGAGGAGUGAAAAUUCGCAACGUUUUUCAGCGAAAAAUGGGAAAAUCUCCGCGUUUUACGACAGAAAAUGGAAAGUCGGAGGCCCGUUAAAAUUUGUCGUAUCUGCAGUAAACCGGACAACGAUGAUUUCAUCUCCGUGCAGCUUAUCCAGGACCAGAUGACGAUCGCAGAGAAAAUCUUGGCAGUCUCGGGGAUCGCGGUGAUGAGAGAUCGACGUCUGCCUCAGAACAUCUGCUUGAAAUGCCUGGAUAGAGUUAACCAAGCGUUUGAGCUGCGGCGAGAGUGCAUCGAAACGGAUUCUCGCUUACGCGCAGCCCUCCCCGACGUCAAGCCCUCCGGAAGCCCGCAACAUCACAAUUCCGGAUCUUCGGAGUACAUCGUCGAAUUCCUGGAAGAAGCAACUGGCGAGCACGAGGCGGACAUCGGGGACGGAGAUCCGGAGAGGCCCACAGAUAGCCGUGAGCUGCAGGACGACACGAUCUCGGAACCGUAUCAGGCACAAAAUAGCACCUGGAGACUAGGCGAGCAUUAUCAGCGCCUGCGGCCCGAUUGCUGUGGAUGCACCUUGAGAUUUGAUAGCAAAGAAGAGCUGUUCGUGCAUGCUCUUCGAGUACAUCGCAAACAAAAACGGCGUUCCAAGUAUCGUCCAUGCCAGUGUCCAGUUUGCUAUAGAUCUUACACGAGCGAAGAGGCUCUAGCAUUCCAUUACAUAGAUUUCGACCUACAUCACCCGGCAAAAGGUGACCUCUAUCAGUGUCUCUUCUGCAACCAGACUCUCAAAACACACGUCGGACUGCUUAAACAUUUGGAGCAUCAGCAUGGCCGAUACGAGAACGAUCCUUGGCAGGAAAAGGCACACAUUGUGGAGCCUAUACCAAAGUCAUCGACAACAUCAUCCGAUGUGAGUGAUCUUCGCAUAGAGAUACAAACCCUUCACGACGAAGAGCGAAUGGAAGAGGAUGGUGAAGCGACAGGAGACAUCAACCGACCGGAAACAUUUACCGGAACACCGGACGAGGAAUAUGUCACUGAUACGACUGUCGAUGCAAAAUCAAUACAAGACGAACAGUAUUUGGAACUGGAUGAUGAUGAUGAUGAUGAUGGUAAAAACGAGGAAUCUGAAGAGUAUGAAGCUUUCCAGGACGAGGUAGAUAACGGCAGUGAUGUUGACUAUGACUAUGCGGAUGAUGAUGGUAGUGAUUUGGAGGUGAAAAUCUACCGACCUCAAAUAUCAAAGGCAGGACGUUUGAAGAACAAACAGCAAAGUGCCUUGCAGCGUGUGUUACAAAUUCCGGAAGAAUAUCGCCGUGUUGUAGCAAAUCGGGAGACGUACAUGAUCGUUGAGCUAAUGCAUGAGCGAUGCUGCUGCUGUGCAAAGUUUUUUGCCACUGACCAACAGUUGCAGGAGCACAUGAGGCAACAUCAAGAGGAACAUUCACGCAUUAACUCGUCUCAGGAACAUGAACCAGCUUGGAAAUACCGUUGCGAAUAUUGCUGGAAAACGUUUCCAUUUGCCAUUACGUACAUAUUUCAUUUGCGCAUUCGGCAACGGCGUCAGUUUUAUCUGUGUGGACUCUGUAAUCUUGUUAUGGACACAGAGAAACGCAUGAAAUCGCAUAUGCUCCGCAGCGAGCAGCACGCCAGCUUCUUCGAUUUACCACGUGCGGACGUUAGCGAUCAGUACUAUAUAAGCGUGCUGGCCGGUAUUCGGUGCUGUAGAUGCAGAACUUACUUUGAGAGCCAUGAGGAUUUUAACGAGCAUUGCCGGGUUACUCAUAGCCGACAGAUGCUAGCAGAAACCCGCCACACGGUAGACACCCAUCCGUUCGAAUGCAAUGUUUGUAAGCGACGCUUCACUCGAAAGGCUCUGCUCGAGCAGCAUGUGACCGUAGGGACGACUAUUACAGACAAAAACACACGCAGUUUCGUCAAGUACUGCUGCAAGUUGUGUGACUAUACAACGUAUACUAUUGAACGCAUCGAGGCCCACUUAUACGGUGCCGUUCACAUUGAUGUGCUGGCAAAAGUACACCUUGAGCCGUUGAAUAAUGAAUUCAAGAAGCUGGACACGAUGCGCUACUGCUGUUCGCCACAGUGCAAAAAAUCAUUCCUAAACACAGAAAUCCUACAGGCCCACUUCCGAGACUGUCACGGGGAAACUCUGGCCGCAAACCAACGUGCCAAUAGCGAACAGGAGGCAAAACAAGCAGUGUACGAGUGCUUUAUUUGUACGUUGAGAUUGGAGAGUAUGAAUGCUCUAAGAGACCAUCAGACACUGCGUUCGCCAAAAAACUGUGUCUGUCCGAUAUGCGGUAUCAAGAAACAGUCUCGAUCGGCAAUGCUAGCCCACGAGCGAUCGCACACCGGCGAACGACCGUAUCGUUGCGAGUUGUGCGAUAAAACAUUUGCUAGCACGAGCUGCCUGCGAUCACACCAGAGGUGCCACGUACCACGGGAGUACGAAUGCAGUACGUGCAAAGAGCUAUUUGCGAGACUUGAAAAUCUCAAACGCCACAUUCGGCUCAAACAUGGCGAGGCAACGUACAAGUGUGAAAUUUGUACGAAGAUGUUCAAAACGCACGAAAAGCUCUCCAUUCACAAACGGAUUCACACGGGCGAGAAACCGUACGAAUGCCGAACGGAGGGUUGCGAUCGAAGGUACACGAAUACUGCGGAUCGAAGGCGUCAUGAGAUGGCCGAGCAUACACUGGAACGUCCCCAUCAAUGUGGCUAUUGUGAGGCGGCUUUCAUUCGCAAACGACAACUGAUGAUCCACCAACGCCGCCAUACCGGAGAUCGACCAUAUCCCUGCCCAAAGUGCGGCAAGACGUUUGUCGAUGCGACAAGGUUGCGAAAGCAUACCGAAAAAGUGUGCUCCUUUUAAAGGUAUGUUUUUGUCUUUGGUAUGAUAAUGAUAGAACAUUGAAUUCAUUGUUGAUAUUAAAUAUUUAUAGAGAUCG